UCCCUUUCCCUUCUAGGAAGGUAAGAAUGGCAGAGUGGCGGCGCUUAUUGCUGGGGAGCAGUAACUACUAUCUGCCGCCAUCUGCCCUGGGGAGGCUCUGGAGGGCCCGCGGGUCCGGCUCGGUGGCUCCGGGGAGGCCGGAUGCAUGCGGGGGCGCACGUAUGUGCGGAGUUCGCGGGCCCCGGUGACUCCGGGGGGUGUAGGCCGCGGUUGGCCCGCUAUGGUGACUGUGUGGCUGGGGAUCCGGCAGCCGCCGCAAUGGGUUGAAUAGCGCCUCGGGUGGGGGGUGAUCCUAGGAGCCCCUUUCCCCGGGCGCCGACCAGACUCGGCCGGAGCAGAGGUUGGGAGUCUGUAAAGUGCAGCCCCAGCCCGGCUUGAACCCUUUGGUCCGAAACGUAUGAGGACGCUCCAGCCGGAGGCAGAUCGUAUGGGUGGUGGGCACAGAGAGGACGGGGAUUCUUCUUUCGCCUCCAGUCUCUUCUCCUUGCGAUGGCAGGCGAGAAGAAGGCAGGUGAGAAGAAGGCAAAGAAGCCUAGAAAGCACCAUGCAAGCCGUAACCCAGUGCUGGCCCGAGGAAUUGGGAAAUAUUCCCGAUCAGCAAUGUAUGCCAGAAAAGCCAUGUACAAGCGCAAGUAUGAUGCGCCAGAAACAAAGAUAGAAAAGAAAAAAAGAGAGAAAGCACCUGCUACCCUCACAAAACCAGUUGGGGGAGAUAAGAAUGGAGGCAACCGUGUGGUAAAAGUUCGUAAAAUGCCUAGAUAUUAUCCAACUGAAGAUGUUCCUCGCAAGCUCUUGAGUCAUGGCAAAAAGCCCUUCUGCCAACACAAGAGGAAACUGCGGGCUUCUAUUACUCCAGGAACUGUUCUGAUCAUUCUCACUGGUCGCCACAGAGGCAAGCGUGUGGUCUUCCUGAAGCAGCUUGCUAGUGGUCUGUUGCUGGUAACAGGACCCUUGGCUAUCAAUCGUGUCCCUCUGCGCAGAACUCACCAGAAAUUCGUUAUUGCCACGUCUACCAAGGUUGAUAUCUCUGGGGUGAAACUUCCAAAACAUCUCACUGAUGCGUACUUUAAGAAGAAGAGGCUGCGUAAGCCCAAACAUCAAGAAGGCGAGAUCUUUGACACUGAGAAAGAAAAAUAUGAGAUAACAGAACAACGCAAGGCAGACCAGAAGACAGUGGACUCUCAAAUCCUGCCAAUAAUCAAGAAGGUGCCUCAGCUCCGUGGCUACCUGCGUUCUGUAUUUUCUCUCUCCAAUGGAGUUUAUCCUCACAAAUUGGUGUUCUAAAUUUUCUGAAAACACAUUAAAAUUGGGAAAAAACUGA
Chelonia mydas (Green sea turtle) is the source of this 1321-nucleotide messenger RNA. It is a transcript of the gene RPL6, whose product is annotated as ribosomal protein L6. Gene Ontology annotation, molecular function: structural constituent of ribosome. Gene Ontology annotation, cellular component: ribosome. Gene Ontology annotation, biological process: translation. The record is from RefSeq and is a predicted model, not a curated record. The coding region runs from base 490 to 1284 and encodes 264 amino acids. The transcript has 7 exons. Lineage: Eukaryota; Metazoa; Chordata; Testudines; Cheloniidae.